Molecule: messenger RNA, 3401 nt
Organism: Aureobasidium vineae
Lineage: Eukaryota; Fungi; Ascomycota; Dothideomycetes; Dothideales; Saccotheciaceae
Source: the annotation of a GenBank genome assembly
CAAUGCCGUCCCCUCCACCGCCGUCGCGUCCGGUGCGUCGCCAAUUCAUGACGACCAUGACGGCCGACAAGGCGGCCAAACAGCAGCGCAACAAGGCGCUGCCCGUGACGCCGACAGCGCCAGCAGAAGCUCGCCCUAUCCACAUGUUCCCCGCCGAACUCACAAAACCUCUCGAUGCAGUCGCCGACCCCAUCUUCCUCGACCCCCUGAUUGCCUUCUACAUUCUUGCCGCUGCCCACGCCGUAGCCGCUUUCUACUUCCCCAUACAAGACUGCGACGAGGUCUACAACUACUACGAGCCCACCCACUACUUGACCGAUGGCUACGGCAAGCAGACCUGGGAGUACUCUCCCGAAUACGCCAUCCGCAGCUGGGGCUAUGUCUCUCUUCAUGCUUUUGUCAUUGGCCUGCGUCGCAUAAUCCCUGUUUGGGGUGUGGAAGUUCUACUUUUGCGCACCGCUCUGGGCGCCAUCUGUGCCGGAUCCGAAGCCAGACUAUACUCCAAGAUCUCGCGAACCCUUAAUCCUAGACUCGGCAUGCUCUUCUUCCUCAUCAUGCUCACCAGCCCUGGCAUGUUCCAUGCAUCCGUCUCGUUCUUGCCUUCUUCUUUCUCCAUGUACACCACUGCACUGGGUAUGGCUGCCUUCAUGGACUGGCGUGGAGGUAUGCGUACUGCUCAGGGAAUGAUGUGCAUGAUUGGAGGCGCCGUCCUCGGCUGGCCUUUCGCGGCUGCCCUCGUCGCCCCCUUUAUGGUCGAGGAGUUCAUGACUGCCUACUUUACCGACAAGCAAGAGUUCAUUGACUUCUGUUAUCGUAUCCUCGAUGGUUCCGUCCGCUCCACCAUCGUCCUCGUUCUGCAAUUCUGUUUUGACGCUUUCUUCUACAGAAGAAUUGCUAUCGUGCCCUGGAACAUUGUCUGGUACAAUGUCAUUGCUGCUCGCCAAGGUAAAGGUCCGGAUAUCUAUGGCACCGAGCCCUGGCAUUUCUACGCACGCAAUCUGUUGCUCAACUUCAAUAUCUGGUUCAUCAUCGCUUUGGCCGCCAUGCCUCUCUACUUCAUUCACACCUUUGUUCUUCGUCAACCUGUUUUCAAGCAGUCGUACCUGCGCGGUGUCUUCUUCCUUACCCCUUUUUACCUCUGGCUAGCCAUCUUCACCCUGCAGCCUCACAAGGAAGAGCGUUUCAUGUAUCCCAUUUACCCUGCUCUGGGCUUCAAUGCUGCGUUGGGCUCUCAUAUUCUUCUCACUUGGCUCGGUACCUCGAACCCUCGUUCUCUCAUCGCCAUGAUCCCUGCCAAGUUGAGACUCUUCUUCGCUGCUAUCUGCUUCAUUGCUGCUGUUGACUUCGGGGUUUGGAGAACUCUUGGUAUGAUCACCGCUUACAACGCUCCUUUGAGUGUGUACAAACCUCUGCGCCUUCCUGAUGUCACUCAAACUGGCGAUAAUGUUUGUUUGGGCAAGGAAUGGUAUCGGUUCCCUUCUUCCUACCACCUUCCUACUGGUGUUAGUGCCAAGUUUGUAAAGAGCGAGUUCAGCGGUUUGCUCCCUGGUGACUUCAGUCAGGCUGGUAAGGGAUUCGGCCUGUAUCCAGGUGCAUGGCUCACUCCAAGCGGCAUGAACGACGAAAACAAAGAGGAUCCGAGCAAAUAUACUGAACUAUCACUUUGCUCUUUCAUGGUUGACUCGUCCUUCCCCGGCACCGAGCCAUCUCCUCUGGAACCCGAUUACAUCAACCAGACAGACACCUGGGAGAAGCUGUCGUGCGAGCCAUUCCUCGAUGCUUCGCGAACCGGGACCCUCGGUCGCAUUGGAUGGAUCCCUGAUUGGGAGUUCAUCCCGUCCAAGUACCGCCGUCAAUGGGGCGAGUACUGUCUUCUGGGCCGCAAAAACGAUUUGGGCAAGUCAGAGCGAUUUCAGACGUGUAGUGUUGACCGAUCCGGGGUCGAUAAGAUGGACAUGGCGGGGUCCAGCAGCCUUAUCGUCACAACUAAGAUAAAUCUAGGACGAGCAAUGUAUAUAUUGAACAUUCUGUCUGCUCGAGCAUAUAUGUUCCGCCUGUGUUCACAUCAUCAUCGUCUUCUGAAUCAACCUUUUACUGCCCAACGCCAUGAGCAAUAUACAUACAAUGCUGCAGGACAGCAUCAGUGCCAUCCGGAACAUCUCAUCACUACAACAGGCGAAGCCUCUCAUAUAUCUUGGACUAGCUCUCGUAGCUCUAGUCUGUCUCAUACAGCGUGUUGUCGCUGGCCCAAAACAAAAACUAGACUGCCCUCACGGUCACCGGACCCGGAAAAGCCUACAGGAACAAGACCCAAGGCACCCGAAAGACCCGAUGGUGUGUGGUUCCCAUCAGACUUCAAGAGGCCAACCGCUGCACCAUACCCAGAUUGGUCUCUCGAAAAGACCAAGCCUCUUCCCUAUCGACCUUUCCGUUAUGGACCCAAGUACAACAUCACUAUGGGCCUUCGUACCAUGCACUGGGACGAGUGGAUCGAAUUGGACAACCACUACCCUAAAUUCCACGCCGAUAAGAAGCGCCGCAUCGAAGAACGCGGUAGCAAGUGUUUCCAUACAGACCCUAACCCACAAGUCUUCGAAGGCGCCGUAGAACUUCUCGAAGAACUGUGUGGCUACCUACCUGAGCGUUACCCAAGCAUGUUCCGCAAGACUGAACAUGGAAUGGUGAACCUAUUUGCGAACGAGACCUUCGAUAUAAGAAAGGAUGUCUUGACCAUGAAUGGAAACCGCGAGGAUCCUAUGCAGAUGGCUGCACGGAUGGUGCAAGACGACCUGGCAAUCAUGUUCGAAAAGGAAGAUGGCCAGAUGUAUCUUCUUGCUGGUGCGAUAUUGCUGCCGGGUUUCUGGCGUUUGCAGGACAAGUUGGGCAUGUCUCUCGAUGAGCUUCACUACAGCGGCGAUGUCCCUGGCUAUCACGACAAGCUCCGCAAAGGCAUGAACAACUUCUUCCGCCGCUUAAAGCCCGAAUCUCCAGUAAAUCGCAACAACUACUUCCUCCAAGUUGAUGAAGAUCUCGCUUGGUCCUACAGUAUUGGAGACGAAGACAACGCUGAGCCCUCUUGGGACACUGCCGCUGCCAAUCGCGCCAUUGAACACCAUCACUUCCGCUCUGAACGCCAAUCUCUUCGUCGACUGCCCAGAUCUGGAGGUGUUUUAUUUACUAUCCACACAUACUUCCAUCCGAUCACCGAUAUUGCGCAAGAGGAUUAUGUGCCAGGGAGAUUGGCUAGUGCGAUCAGGAGUUGGGGUGAUGAUGUUAGCAAGUACAAGGGCAAGGCAAAGUAUGGGGAUGUGUUGUUGGACUAUCUGGAUAAGAAGCAUGAAGAGCAGGUGGCCACUGGACUAGAUUUGAGUCGAGAGGAUGAGUGUAAAGCAUAUCCUUAU